This is a messenger RNA of Orbilia oligospora ATCC 24927, 267 nucleotides long. RefSeq lists its product as uncharacterized. Gene Ontology annotation, cellular component: ribosome; cytosolic small ribosomal subunit. The transcript is spliced from 2 exons. Gene Ontology annotation, biological process: translation; endonucleolytic cleavage to generate mature 3'-end of SSU-rRNA from (SSU-rRNA, 5.8S rRNA, LSU-rRNA); endonucleolytic cleavage in ITS1 to separate SSU-rRNA from 5.8S rRNA and LSU-rRNA from tricistronic rRNA transcript (SSU-rRNA, 5.8S rRNA, LSU-rRNA). Gene Ontology annotation, molecular function: structural constituent of ribosome. Lineage: Eukaryota; Fungi; Ascomycota; Orbiliomycetes; Orbiliales; Orbiliaceae. The record is from RefSeq and is a predicted model, not a curated record. Bases 1 to 267 code for a protein of 88 amino acids.
AUGGAAAACGAUCAAGGACAACUCGUCGACCUCUACGUCCCACGCAAGUGCUCUGCCACCAACCGUAUCAUCAAGGCCAAGGACCACGCAUCCGUCCAGAUCUCUGUCGCCAAGGUCGACGAGAACGGCCGUGCCACCGGCGAACACAUCACCUAUGCUCUCUGCGGUUUCGUCAGGUCUCGUGGAGAGGCUGACGAUUCUUUCAACCGACUUGCUCAGCGGGAUGGACUGUUGAAGAACGUUUGGACGGCUACAAGACAGCGUUAA